Candidozyma duobushaemuli is the source of this 792-nucleotide messenger RNA. RefSeq lists its product as uncharacterized. The record is from RefSeq and is a predicted model, not a curated record. The transcript has a single exon. The coding region runs from base 1 to 792 and encodes 263 amino acids. Lineage: Eukaryota; Fungi; Ascomycota; Pichiomycetes; Serinales; Metschnikowiaceae.
AUGUCCAAUCCACUCCGAAUAAAAAAUAGGGACCAGGAGAACGCGUUUAGGGUUCCUAACAAGGACGAGAAUGCCCAGCCACCCACAAAAAGACUGGCUCUCCAACCCAAGCUGAACAAAAGGCAGAGAGUGCCUUUGGGAGGAAAGGACCCUAACGGAGCUCCUUUGUUACAAAGAUCCAACACAUCUGUUCAAAAGCCACUUCGGCCUAGCAGUGCCCCGUUGUUGAAACAGCCUUUUUUGACAAAGUCAAACUCGACUUUGGGUUUCGCCCAUGCUAACGCUCCUACUACCCAGAGAGGUCACAGCGGUCUUACACGGGGUCAGAUCCAAAACGCUGAUCCACUCAAAAAUGAUCUUUUCAGUGGGAAGUUGGCCAAAAGAGAGACCGAGCUAGUACCACAGCUUGUGUCCGAUUCCCCCAGGAAGCCAGUUGCCAAAGAACUACCUCCAUUGGGAACAAAACUCAGUGAUACCUUCUCAGAAGCUACACAACAGCUUCAUGCGAGCAAUUUGCCCCAACAAACAGAGGCCGACGUAGAUCCCAUCAAGGGCCUCAAAUUCAAUACCCGCUUGAUUGACCAGUUGGCAGAGGAGCCUGUGGAUACAAUCCCCGAGGUGAAGCCUCUCCAGGAUGUGGAUGACGCCCUCACAGAAGACGACUUGCAUUUUAUUAAAACGGGAAACAGGGUAUCGAUAACCGAAAAUAAAAACCUCCAGUCGCAGCUUCACAAGGAGCACGGCCACUUGGGUCUCUCCAAAGACGAGCUUGACGACUUGCUUGAUUUCUGA